Molecule: messenger RNA, 5136 nt
Organism: Periophthalmus magnuspinnatus
Lineage: Eukaryota; Metazoa; Chordata; Actinopteri; Gobiiformes; Gobiidae
Gene: chs1
Product: chitin synthase 1
Exons: 35
Coding region: 226-4479 (1417 amino acids)
Cellular component (GO): cell periphery; cell septum
Molecular function (GO): chitin synthase activity
Source: RefSeq, a predicted model, not a curated record
UAAGGGGCUGUGACUGUAUUCUCUGCAUAAAGAUAAGGGCACAGAGCCGGGCGCACUCGUGCUCAUGGCUGUUUGAUUUGUAUUCCUCCUUUUUACACAUACUGCUUGGAUUAUUUUACUGCAUAAAUCUUUAUUUUUGAAAUCAUGACAAUAUUUUUAUGUGGCUAAAAACUGGAGACAAGAGAAAUACAGGAAAGAUAUCGUGUGAUACUGACCUAAAACAAAAUGGAUGACUUGAAAACAAGAGCAACUAACCGAGAAGAUCGGCACAAAGGAACAUGGGAUCCGUUCCUGUUGAACCCGGCCGGAGCAGAGAAGGAGCAGAAAAGAACAUGUUUCCGUAUUGCCCAAUAUCUAGUUACAAUAUUUGUGGGCAUGGCUGUUUUGACCAGUGCUGUUGUAGCAAAGGGCUCGUUGCUGGUGCUGUCCACUCUGGCCAGUCCCAACUCAAUGCGCACCUCAAAGGAGCAGCAGUUCUAUAUGCUCAUGUUAGUCUUCUGCCUCGUCUUUCCCAACUUUCUGGCCUUCCUCAAGUCUCUGUGGAGAUGUGCCUUCAAGAGCUUUGUCACACCAAACUUCAAAACCAUGUGCUUCAUUUGUGCCAUCGAGUGCCUGGUGUCUCUGGGAACCUCCGUCUUGGUGCUGGUUGUCAUGCCUCAGUUUGAUGUUCUGACUAAUCUUUUCAUCAGUGGGGGAGUGUGCCUUGUGCCCGCAAUCCUACAGAUCGUAUUCAGACUUCAGGCCGAAUCUUGGAAAAUUGUCUUCCCGCUCUGCUCCCUGGUUUUCACGAUAGCAGGCUACUUCCUCUUGGGCCUUGACUACUAUGCCCGAGUAACAUCCUUCGUGGACAGACAGGAUGAAACAAACUACAUGUACAUAGGCGUAGGCGUUUUCUCGUCGCUGCUCAUCUCCCUCUGCUGGUGGGAAAAUCCAGUGCAAGCGUCUAACCGCAUGGAGGAGACACUGCGGGAGCUGGAAGGAUUUCGGGACUUUGUGUCUUGUGUCAGCAGUCUUCUAAGGAUAAUCAUUAUUGGAGGUGUAUAUCUAUUAUACUAUAAAGUCAUUGCCAAGACAAUUCUUUGGGAAGAUUUUAUAAUAGGGAAUGAGGAGUACAACCUGCUGCAAGUUGGACUAGGACUGUUAUUCUUACAGGCCUUUUGUGCAGCUGCUUGCCACUGGUUUGGUGUAGUGGCCUGCAAAAUCCAUGCUGUUAGGUUGAGUUUUGCCCUGCCAGUGUGCUGUGCAGGUCCCUCUGUGGUUCUAUUGGGAAUGAUAUUGUUCAUUACUGAGUCCAAGACACUGGCUGGAGUAGAAGAAGGGAGCAUCACAGAGUUUUGUGGAAGUCUUGUGAAUCUCCACGACAAAAACACAACUUCAAUGAUACUGUUAGAGAUCACCAGGAGCAUUUGCCGCACAUCACUGAACAGUCAUUAUGAGCAGUGGCCAUUUGCUAUGCUGGCUCUGGAGGGGUUGUGUAUGUGGUGUGGAUUCCUCACCUGCACUCACUAUGUGUGGAAAACAAAGGUCCAGCGCAUUGAAAGAACAUCACAGCUCUUUGUGCGAAGACUCUACGAAUCCUGUUUCAUUGACCUGUCUCUGUUACUCAACACUAAGAUGAAGGUGGCAAGAGCCAAAAAUCAAGACAACCAAGACCAAAUACAGAACUGUGUCAUCUACCUCUGUGCAACUAUGUGGCAUGAAACCUACGAUGAGAUGCUAAAGAUCGUAACAUCAAUGUUUAGGUUGGAUCGAUACCGAGGCAAUCCAGUGAAGCAACACGCUGACUGCUUUAACUUUGAGUGUCACAUAUAUAUGGAUGAUGCUUUUAUGGAUGAUAAGGAAACGGGAAAAAGACUGGUUAAUUCUUACGUCAGUGACCUCAUUAAUGUUGUCAUAGAGGUUUACAGAGUGUUCACACACAAAGAGCCAGAUGAAGUGUCCAUCAUUGAGACUCCGUAUGGAGGCAGGCUUGUGGUUGUGCUGCCACAGGGAAACAUGCUCUUCGCUCACCUCAAAGACAAGAAACUCAUCCGGAAUAAGAAGAGGUGGUCACAGAUUAUGUAUUUAUAUUACCUGCUGGGAUGGAAGGGCUAUCUCUCCAAGAAUCCUCAUAAAUUAAGAUACAAGAAAGAAAGCAUGCGAUCAUUGGAUCGGUACUCUGACCUGUCAAACCAUUUUAUCAAGGCUUGGGAUGACAUUGAGAUCCACAACAGGAAGGACAUUUCAGAUGACAACACUUACAUCUUGGCUUUGGACGGAGACACAGACUUCCAACCAAAAGCUGUGAUUCUCCUUGUAGACAGGUUACGUAUGUAUGACAGUGUGGGUGCAGCUUGUGGUAGGAUUCAUCCAACUGGAAUGGGUCCAAUGGUAUGGUACCAGAAGUUUGAGUAUGCUGUGGGCCAUUGGUUACAGAAAACAGCAGAGCAUGUGUUUGGUUCCGUGCUUUGCAGCCCAGGUUGCUUCAGUCUGUUUCGAGGCUCAGCUCUAAUGGAUGACAACGUUCUGAAGAGGUACACCACCAAAGCCACACGAGCGUCAGAGUACGUGCAGUAUGACCAAGGGGAGGAUCGUUGGCUGUGCACGUUAUUAUUGCAGCAAGGAUGGCGCGUGGAAUACAACGCUGCGUCAGAUGCUUACACAAACUCACCCCAAGAGUUUAAAGAGUUUUACAACCAGCGGAGAAGAUGGGGCCCAUCUACAUUAGCAAACACACUUGAUCUUUUACACAGUGGUUCAGAGACAGUGAAAAGAAACACAUCCAUCUCAAGACUUUACAUCUUCUACCAGAUGUUCACUGUUGGCUCUUCUAUUCUUGGACCAGCCUCUGUGACACUGAUGAUAGCAGGUGCUUUCCAGUUUGUCUUCCAAAUUGCUGGAACACUCUCCAUCAUCGUAGCGAGCAUUCCCCCUGUGUUCUACAUCAUCAUCUGCUUUAUCACUAAGGCCAACACCCAGAUCACCAUCGCUGGGAUAAUGAGUGUCCUCUACGCUUUUCUGAUGACGGCUUCUUUCUUCUCCAUCAUUGGUGACAUGGUUAUGCAGGGCACGUUCCUGACACCCACUGGGGUAUUUUUAGUGUCCAUGACCAUCAUGUACAUGGUAACAGCUAUUCUCCACCCAGAGGAGUUUGGUUUGAUCAUCUACGGCCUGAUGUACUUCAUCUGUAUUCCCAGUGGAUACCUCCUCCUGACCAUUUACUCACUGGUCAACAUGAACAACGUGUCAUGGGGCACAAGGGAAACCAGCAAGGGAGAGGCAGAGGCCAAGACACUCCAGAACACCCUGUGUGACAAGAACUGUCAGCUUUGCUGCUGGGACAUGAAAAUACAGGUAACCCAGGAAGUAGAUAAUGUAAUGUUUCAGAAGAUGGUGGGACAUCCUGCACUGCUAGCUCCUCCGCUUCUCAUUAACCCUCAAUCAACAACACAAGAAACUGCCCUACUGCAGCAGAAAGAUGACUCGCCCGAAGAAACAAUAGAAAAAGAAGAGAAUAAACCAGAUCAAGAUAUACAGCCAAAAUAUAAUCGAGGAGCUUCCAUUUCCAGCAGUGAUUACAGCAGCGAUAAGAAGAGCCUAUUGUCCUCAGACUUUGAUGACGAUGAUGAUGAUGAAAACUACAGUUCACUGGCAGAAAAAAAAAAAUUUCCUAUCAAAGAUUGGGUAAAUCCAGUGAAGAAGGAGUUCCUAACAAAGCUGACUACUUCAAAUAUGGCAAAAAACUUGAAGGAACAGAUAAGGUAUGUACUUCUCCCCAAUGAGGAUGAGCUCUAUGAGCAGCUGGAGCCGACGUUAAAUGACAUACUCAACUCACAGCUCAGCAGAGUCGGGCCUGAAGACAUCCCCUCAAACAGCCAACUGGAUGAACUGAGGGAUGCACUUACCAGACAUGCACGACAAAUCCUGAAGAGCCACCAUAAGAAAAGACUUGAAAAGAAAGUCAAGAGCGCUAUUGAGAAAACCCUCAAAGCCCCACAAGUUGAACAACUGAAUGAGGAUGAAAAAGACUUCUGGGAUAAGUUACUUGAACGAUACCUGACACCAAUUAAUGACAGCAAGGAGCAUCAAGACGAAGUCAGCAAAGAGCUCAAAUCACUACGAAACAAGGCAGUCUUCCUCUAUUUUAUCAUAAACAUUUUGUGGGUGGUUGCAACAUUCUUCCUCCAAGCAAUAGGAAAUGAUGUGAUCAGCAUCAAAAUCCCUAAAUAUUUUCCAAAUGGUACUCUGUCAGACGAGUAUCUCAAGGUUGAACCUCUGAGCUUGAUGUUUCUUCUGUCCUUUGCCGUUCUACUUCUGGUCCAGUUCCUGGCGAUGUUAUAUCAUCGGGUGUAUACUCUUAUCCAUAUUGUAUCUUAUCGGAGCAAAGAAAAGGACUACAUAGAGAAGGCCACAUCAUAUGACCCAGACAGGGAUGACUACAUUGAAGAAAACAUAGGAGCCAUAGAACUGACCGUCACAAGCGACGAUCUGCAAUCAUAGCCAUGUUCAUACUUUUCACCGUUUAACUACAUCAUGAUUUAUGUGUUUGUUUUUGUAAAAUGCAUUACAAAAAAUACUGCUACUACAUGUCAGUACUUGGCACUAUAGAACUCAAACACUACAUUUUCAUUCAUUAACUCAUAUCAGAUCUAAAUGCUAAUAAUUUGAAGUGUUGCCAAGCUUGAAAAAAGGCAUUAUUUUAUUGUUGAUGUAAUUUCAUUGUGUCUGUAAGUUAUUUGUCCAGUAAAACCUGAAAAUCAAGAUUUGUUCAUUCAUCCAUUCAUUCAAAAUACUGUUUAUGAAUAGACUAAUAAAAGAAAAUUAUUUGAAAAUAUUUGUAAGGUCUGAGCUUAUUUACAUGUAGCUGAGGUUAUCUUUCUACAAAACCACCUUGAUUAUUCAUAAACUGUAUUAUCAUGACGUGUAUCCCAAUUUCUCCACUGAAAUCACAUUAUAUUUAGUUCAACUUCACUUUUGCCUCCAGUCGGUUCAUUUUCUGAAUUUAUAAUGUAUUACAACCCUUUAAGAAUAUAUGUAGCACAAUUAAUUAUCUUUGUGUAAAACCAAUAAUUAACACUCAAAACAAUGAAAAUAGUUUUAACAUGUUAUUACUCAUUUGUGAAUUACAGUAGGUUUAUAUUACUUUAAAAGCUUGAG